UCUGGGGUUGUGGGUCUGGGUCUGUCCACUUGCUGCUGUCAAUCAGAGGUGAAAACAAAAUGGCAAUGAAGCGGAGCUGGGUCUUCUUCCUAGCAGUAUGUGCCAUCUGUUCUUUGGGGGCCGAUGCGGAUAUCAAAUUCAACAUUCCCGUGGGGAAGUUAUUCACAUUCGAGCUGAUGAGGGAAACGUUCCAAAAUGACUUUCAGCCCUUGUCAGUCCUCACUGGCAUCCUGUAUAAUGACCCCAUGGUGUUCAAGUGCAACCUGCAGUACUCCCCCGACCUGCCUGAAUGGCUGCGCCUCACCCAGAGACACCCCUACGACAACGGCUUCCUCUACGGGACCCCCACGUCUGCGGGGAAGAGCAUCAUCGAGAUUUAUGCCAUUAAUAAACGGACUUAUGAAACAACCAAGGAGAAACUCAUCAUACAAGCCUUUGCGGAAAACAUGCUGCCCUACCAAGCAGAAUUCUUCCUCAAGCUGAGAGAGAUAGAGAAGGUGCUGCCCUCUAGCGUUCAGAAUGAGAUAAAGCAAGACUUGCAGAAGCUUUGGAAGACAACGGAGUUGCAGAUAGUCAACAUCACCAACGCACUCGACCGUGGAGGCAGAGUCCCCCUUCCGCUGGCAGGCCACUACGAGGGGGUGUAUGUUAAGGUGGGCUCAGAGCAGUACUUCUCAGAGUGUCUGCUGAAGGUGCUGACCCCUGACCAGCAGAGGCAGUGCCAGGCGGGGGCCAGGGUGAAGAUCCCCGGGGGGUGCAACUACUGCAACAUCCCCGGCAACUGCAUCACCUGGUGCAAGACCCAGCUGUUUGACUUCUCGAGUCCGGAGCCCAGCGCCCCUCCCCCCACCAUGGGCCCCGGAGUCCUGGAGGACGGGGGGGUGUUUGACCCCCCCGAGGCCCCCCCCAGCAGGGACUUCCUCCCGGACUACCUGGUGACAGUGAUCGUGCCCCUGGUGCUGGGCCUCAUCCUGCUGGCGCUGCUGGCCUACGUCAUGUGCUGCCGGCGGGAGGGAGUGGAGAAGAGGAACAUAAAGACUUCAGAGAUCCAGAUGUAUCACCACCACACCAUCCACGGGAACAGGGACGAGCUGAGGAGCAUGGCGGAGGGCCGCCGCGUGGCUCCCCUCUCCACCCUGCCCAUGUUUAACUUCCGCACCGGGGAGAGGUUUGCCCCCCUGCAGUCAGACAGCCCCAGCAUCCCCCUCAUCAUGGCCCAACAUGAACCCUCCGUUGACUCGAUGCCAAGGUAAAGCCCACCUGGUCUACCUUCGAUGUUGGAGAGGAACAUGCAUGACAAACGUAUGUUUAUUUGUUUUUAAAAUGGGGGCUGGCGAAUUUCCCCCCCCCUAUAUAUACAGGAAAUCACACGCUGGAUGUUUACUUAUGUUUUUCGUGCUUCAAAAAUAUUAGUUAUACAUUAUAUCCACUGAAAAUAUGAUAAAUUGUCUUUCACGGUUUUAUUAUUAACAUGUAUUUACUUAGCCAUGACAGUAGAGGGCGAUGUUGGAUAGUGUUAUUUCUAACGUUUCUGAAAAAAUAAAGAAAUAAAGAAACAAAGCUAUGCUUCCAAUACAUAUCAGUCUUG
Messenger RNA from Gadus chalcogrammus (walleye pollock), 1588 nucleotides. It is a transcript of the gene sgca, whose product is annotated as sarcoglycan, alpha. Gene Ontology annotation, molecular function: calcium ion binding. Gene Ontology annotation, cellular component: sarcoglycan complex; membrane. Lineage: Eukaryota; Metazoa; Chordata; Actinopteri; Gadiformes; Gadidae. The transcript has 10 exons. The record is from RefSeq and is a predicted model, not a curated record. Bases 60 to 1253 code for a protein of 397 amino acids.